AUGCUGGUCUUCCAUCAAGAGGACUUUCGAAGUAGAUUUGACCGGCUCUACGACAUUCGGCAUGACCUUCAACUCGUGACCAAAAAUGGGCUGGUUGGUUUCACAAGCACUCUGUUGGCCUCGUUUGCCAUUACCUUGCAGCAUGCGGGCGCGUAUCGCAAGAACAUUCUACGACGUGCCGGCGUCGACCCCGAAACACUAAAGGAGAAUAUCCUGACCACAUUGAGAGUGAGAUUCCUCGAUGUACUCUCGCUUGGCUCCCUCGAGGUGGUUCAGACGUGCGUCUUACUGGGCAGUUAUUACCUCUACUAUGGUCGCCCGGAGCUGUCAUGGCCAAUCUGCGGCUGCGGACUAAGGGUCGCGCAAGCCCUCAACCUCCACCGAAAGCUAGCUACUUCCGACAGCACCUCCCGGUCGCCUGGGUCCCAGUCCAACGAAGUCCGGAAGCGGACAUGGUGGGCGGUAUACGAGAUUGAGACGAUUUGCUCGAUGCUAUACGGCUACCCGUUGACCAUCUCGGAGCAUGAUUGCGAUGUCGAGACCUUGGAUCCGCAUGCCGAUCAGCAGAACUACAGACCCUCACCUCUCGCCAGGGACUCGUCGAUCAAUGUAGCGACAUUACUAUCGUACAAAUACUUCAUGUCGAAGCUACUGAUGAUUGUCCGAGCCGGCCUCACCGAUCUCUACCACGUACACCAGCACCCGGCCAAUCCGGGGACCUCAUCAGCGAACCGGACUACUCGCCUACAGCAACUCAUUUACCAAGUGGCGGAGCUCGACGACCGACUGCGUCACUGGCAUCAAGAACUUCCGCCCACACUCCGGCUGGAGAAUGUGGAGGCAUCGGCGUCGAGCUACCAUCUACGGGAAGAAAUCGACGCUGAUAUUGGAGCGUCGGGUGCCAGGUUCGAAAGCCACAUCUUUCAAUUACAAGCCUUGGCCUUGAGUUUGGCCUUUGAGAAUGCCAGAAUCCUGGUUCACCGCCCACUCCUGUCUUACAAGAUCAUUCCUCCAGCUCCUACUGAUCCACAGGGCAAGGGCAUGGCCACUUUCCCAUCUUCCGCAGCCUCGAACCCUUUCCAGCGGUCGAUACAGGCAUGCCGUGAAGCUGCUCUACGGACCUCUGCGGUGGGAUCCACCCCCAUUUUCCACUAUGCCUCGACAACCUACGCGGCUGCCUUCUUUGGCAUGCAUCUCUUCACUGCCGGAGUUACCCUGUGCAUCCUGGCCAGUCUAGCACCGCUGAGCAUGCAAUCUCAAGAGGCCAAGAUUGGUGUCCACCGUCUCCUGGAAAUGCAGCUGUCAUUGAAAGAGUCCUCUAACCUCGCUGCCCAGAGCCACCGGAUCCUGAAGAACUUGGCCGACCUGAUUUUGCAGAAGGAAAAGGAAAAGAUGUUUGAAUUCUCGGCCCUGGAGGAAGCGGCCCAGACAGUUCCAAUCGUCGACGGAUGGCCUGAACAUUCCAGAAAGGACAUCGGCGAGAGUCUCCCUCGAAUUUCGGACGCGAGUGCAGCCACAGUCGAAACUCAAGAUAAUGCUUCACUACCGGCAACGGGCGACUUGGGAGAGACGUCCAUCUUCAACCCAGACUAUGGAAUCAUCGACUUUGACUUUGACGAGAAUCCCAGCGUGACCAAUAUGCUGCUGGAUUUGGAACAAGCCAUGUACGACUCUUCUGGAGACACCACUGUGCCAGACAACGGUUUGUCAAAUUUGUCUAGCCAUCCCACGGGCAACGAUUAUAUUGAGCAGGAGGGAUGGAUCUGGGGAGUUGAUUUCUUCCCCGGUGCAAACGGCUAA
Molecule: messenger RNA, 1800 nt
Organism: Capronia epimyces CBS 606.96
Lineage: Eukaryota; Fungi; Ascomycota; Eurotiomycetes; Chaetothyriales; Herpotrichiellaceae
Exons: 2
Coding region: 1-1800 (599 amino acids)
Biological process (GO): DNA-templated transcription
Molecular function (GO): DNA binding; zinc ion binding
Source: RefSeq, a predicted model, not a curated record